AUGAGGAUGGAGGUUUUGUGCAGGAUGAUGAAGGCUGCUGGGGCGCUGAUGUUGAUGCUGAGUCUUCAUCACAUGUGCUUUUCUUCUGCUCAGGAGUGUCCGUCCACCCCCGACCUGCUGAACUCGCUGCGACAGGUGGAGAAGAUGUUGGCGGUCCACGAGGCGUCGUACCAGCAGGGCCUCCGCUCCCUCAGGAAAAAGAUCAGCGCUCUGCACAACAGCACCGUGGCCAUCUUCAAGAAGAGAGCGUCCUGCCCCAAACCAGAGCUCCCCACUCACGGCCGCAGACUGGGCCGGGUGUUUGGCGUUGGACACGAGGUUCACUUCCUGUGCAAACCGGGCUACGAGCUGAUUGGCCCACAGACCCGAGUGUGUCUGGAGUCCCUGAAGUGGAGCGGGCAGCAGCCAAUGUGCAGACGCUUCAACAGCACCGGUAACUCCCUGGCCGCCUUCUCUCCCGCUGCUCCCUCCUCUUCCUCUUCCUCUUCAUCCCUCCCCGCCUCUGCUGUUCUGCCAUCUUCCUCCCCCACCUCCUCCGUCCGACCGUCUCACUGCACUCACUUCCUGGGCUCCACCCGCUGCACCUGUGACGUGGGUUUCACCAUCUCAGGCCGCGACAACAACAUCUGCACAGAUAUCGAUGAGUGCCACUUGUUUCCUCUCGGUCAGCCCGGCCGCCUCUGCGUCCAUCAGUGCGUCAACACUCCCGGCAGCUUCCACUGCUUCUGUCCAGCGGGGUACGACCUCGCCAUGGACGGCCGCAGCUGCACAGACGUCGAUGAGUGUGAAAACCGGAUGCACAACUGCACAGCGCACCAGGUGUGUGUGAACACCUUCGGAGGUUUCCAGUGUGUGGCAGUGAAGUGUCCUCACAUGAAAAACGCCACGUACAUCAAGACGUCACCGAUGCGCUGUGAGAGGAACCCAUGUAUGGUGGGAGACAAGGCGUGCACUCAGGCGCCAAACUCAAUCUCCUUCCACUUCCUGUCCAUGGUGUCCAACAUGUCCGCCCCUCGCGUCCUCUUCCGGGUGUCGGCGGCUCGCGUGCUGGGCGACACGCUGCGUUUCGGCCUGGCGGGCGGCCGCGGACGGGGCCACUUCAGCGUGCAGCGCUCGGGACGACAGACCGGCACGCUCCUCCUGGUGACGCCCAUCAAGGGUCCCGCCACCCUGGAGGCCGAGGUGGAGAUGAGCGAGCUGGAGCGCAACACGCUGCUGGGCCGCUACCUGACCAAGGUCACCCUGUUCGUCGCUCCCUACGAGUUUUAG
Molecule: messenger RNA, 1269 nt
Organism: Seriola dumerili (greater amberjack)
Lineage: Eukaryota; Metazoa; Chordata; Actinopteri; Carangiformes; Carangidae
Product: fibulin-7-like
Exons: 7
Coding region: 1-1269 (422 amino acids)
Molecular function (GO): calcium ion binding
Source: RefSeq, a predicted model, not a curated record